Molecule: messenger RNA, 1719 nt
Organism: Eurypyga helias (sunbittern)
Lineage: Eukaryota; Metazoa; Chordata; Aves; Eurypygiformes; Eurypygidae
Gene: PELI1
Product: pellino E3 ubiquitin protein ligase 1
Exons: 6
Coding region: 67-1323 (418 amino acids)
Biological process (GO): protein K48-linked ubiquitination; regulation of Toll signaling pathway
Molecular function (GO): protein binding; ubiquitin protein ligase activity
Source: RefSeq, a predicted model, not a curated record
AAUGAAAGAAGUGUGCCACAACUCUUGAUCAGAGACUUGAAAUUUGAGAAGUCAUUAGCUAAGCUCAUGUUUUCUCCUGAUCAAGACAAUCAUCCGUCAAAAGCACCAGUAAAAUAUGGUGAAUUGAUUGUGUUAGGGUACAAUGGAUCUCUCCCAAAUGGAGAUAGAGGAAGAAGAAAAAGUAGAUUUGCUUUAUUUAAAAGGCCCAAGGCAAAUGGGGUGAAACCUAGCACUGUGCAUAUUGCUUGUACCCCUCAAGCAGCAAAGGCAAUAAGUAAUAAGGACCAACACAGCAUAUCUUACACUUUGUCUCGGGCCCAGACAGUAGUAGUUGAAUAUACACAUGACAGCAACACAGAUAUGUUCCAGAUUGGUCGGUCAACAGAGAGUCCUAUCGACUUUGUUGUGACAGAUACAGUGCCUGGGAGUCAGAGUAAUUCUGAUACGCAGUCUGUGCAAAGCACUAUAUCAAGGUUUGCCUGCAGAAUCAUAUGUGAACGUAACCCCCCUUUUACAGCAAGAAUAUAUGCUGCAGGAUUUGAUUCCUCAAAAAACAUCUUCCUUGGGGAGAAAGCUGCAAAGUGGAAGACAUCAGAUGGGCAAAUGGAUGGGCUAACCACAAACGGAGUUCUUGUUAUGCAUCCCCGCAAUGGAUUUACGGAAGACUCCAAGCCAGGGGUGUGGAGAGAAAUAUCCGUGUGUGGGAAUGUGUUCAGCCUCCGUGAAACCCGAUCGGCCCAGCAGAGGGGAAAAAUGGUUGAGAACGAAACCAACCAGCUCCAGGAUGGCUCUCUGAUUGACCUGUGCGGAGCAACGCUGCUGUGGCGCACUGCGGAAGGGCUUUCGCGCACUCCCACCGUCAAGCACCUGGAGGCCCUGAGACAGGAGAUAAAUGCAGCGAGGCCCCAGUGUCCGGUGGGGUUUAACACCUUGGCGUUUCCCAGCAUGAAGAGAAAAGAUGUUGUAGACGAAAAGCAGCCGUGGGUGUAUCUGAACUGUGGCCAUGUCCACGGCUAUCACAACUGGGGAAACAAAGAGGAGAGAGACGGCAAGGAUCGCGAGUGCCCCAUGUGCCGCUCCGUCGGCCCUUACGUGCCUCUGUGGCUUGGAUGCGAAGCGGGAUUUUACGUGGACGCGGGACCUCCGACUCAUGCCUUCAGCCCCUGUGGACACGUGUGCUCGGAAAAGACGACGGCGUAUUGGUCCCAAAUUCCUCUUCCUCACGGUACUCACACUUUCCACGCAGCCUGUCCCUUCUGUGCGCAUCAGCUGGCUGGUGAGCAAGGUUACAUCAGACUCAUUUUCCAGGGGCCUCUUGACUAACGCAUGUCUUACCCAGGGCUGCAGUGAACUGAUAAGCUAAGCGAUUCUGACUUUUAAACCAACUCUUUUUCAUAUUUUCUGGGCUUUGCAUUGAGAUGAAGAAUUUUGGGGGUUUGUUACAACAGCUAAAUCCCUCUCCAUUGAGAAAAGUCAAACGGAAGAAGCGGGGGGAGCGUGGGGGGGAUGGUGGGGAGAACCCCUGCUUGUUUUUUAGUUAAGCUCUUCUGAAGGGGUGUGAAGGAAGUGGUGUAGAGUGAAUUUUGAUGCCUUCUGUUCAAUGGUUUUUGACUCACAUGCCCACAGUGUUUGGAAGUUGUUUCAUCCUUUUUGUAUAUGGAGGGUAAAUAGUUCAAAGAACAUUGGUUUACAGCUUGGAUGCAAAUGUUGUAAAAUAUA